This is a messenger RNA of Canariomyces notabilis, 2745 nucleotides long. RefSeq lists its product as uncharacterized. Gene Ontology annotation, molecular function: RNA polymerase II cis-regulatory region sequence-specific DNA binding; DNA-binding transcription factor activity, RNA polymerase II-specific. The transcript is spliced from 3 exons. Gene Ontology annotation, biological process: regulation of transcription by RNA polymerase II. The record is from RefSeq and is a predicted model, not a curated record. Lineage: Eukaryota; Fungi; Ascomycota; Sordariomycetes; Sordariales; Chaetomiaceae. The coding region runs from base 143 to 2353 and encodes 736 amino acids.
CGAUAGCGCCUCGCGCGACGUGCAUCGCUUUCCACACCGCCCCGCCUACACCUCAUCUUUAAACUUGCACCACCGGUGGAGGACAUCACUUUCGACGCAUCUCAUUGCCGCCCAAUAAGCGCGCAUUCUAGCCCGGCCGUCAAUGGCCAGACCACCACAGUACCAGGCCCAAGAGCCUUUCCUCAUCUAUCACGACAUUUACAGCCAGGCGACACCCAUGAUUAGCCAUGCCCCGAUGCCUCCUGCACCAAACCCUCCACGACAACCUCUCCAGAGCGCCAAUGCCAAUGUUAUACUAAACCCUCCGACAGUGACCUUCGUCAAGCAGUCACCCUUCAAAACCAAUGCGCCGCCAUCAGACCAAUCGCUCCAGCCUACCGAGCCAGCGCAGGGCAACAGGCUCAACGGUGCGGUUCGGAUUGACCCUCCCGGCAACUCGGGGCGCCCGACGGAUUCGCUCGAGAAGAAGCAGCCUGUGAUGUCGCGGUUUAAGACCGUUGCGCAAAAGCCCCAUCCCGAAUUCAACAUCCAGUUCAUGGACAAGGAGAACAUGCACCCUCCGAUUUACCCCGCACCGGCGCCAUCGCAAUUCAACCUCCCCUUGGAGACUUACUAUCAGAAGCCCAAUGGGAAACGCCUCCUCGAAGCCGCUCCUAUUAAGGAGCUCCGACCUGCAAAGCAGCCGAGACUCGACGACACCCUUCCUCCGCACGACUCGUUCCCACCCAUCCAUGACGAUAUCUACAAGUGGAUUUCGGACACGUUCAAGUUUUACAACGCCAACGACGCGGGAUGGCAGAACAGUAUCCGUCACAACCUCAGCCUCAACAAGCAUUUCAUCAAGAUUGAGCGGCCGAAAGACGAUCCGGGCAAGGGUAACUAUUGGGCAAUCGAGCCCGGUGCAGAGCACUUGUUCAUGAAGGAGAAGCCGUCGAGGAAGUCAGCUGCCAGCGCCGAAAACAUGCCUGUCAUGUCAACCCGCCUGGAGCCAUCUCAGCCUCAAGCCCAAAUGUCUUUCAUCCAUGAGUCUAUCUUCCCCCCCCAGGCCCCCGCCCCUCAAAGCUCUCUUCCCCCGUUGCCCCCGGCUUCGCAACAACUUGCGCCUGCUCCGCCUCUCCCCGAGAUUUCAUCCGACGCGACUAUCCCGGUUUCGGACCUGGCUACCAUAGACGACGGGCUUGAACGACCGGCCGAGAAUGAACUCAUAAACGAACCCGUAAACGAACCCGAGCUUUACUCGCCGCUCCCUGCAUCCAUGCACUCGUCACCACCAAUUCCCAAGCACAUCGAGGCCCGCCACAGUGGAACUCCGCCCUCGCAGCCGCGUCUGCUCCCUUCAUCAGGCACUAAGUCACGUUCUCACAGGAGGAGGUUCAUGUCGAUGGAUGACAGCGGCUACAUCUCCUCCCUGGAGUCCUCUGCCAUGCGUCCGAACCACCCUUCCAAACUCCUCACCUCCGAGGCGGAUCGGCCGCGGAUCAAGAGGGGACGAGCCGAGGAAGAAAUCGCUCGCCUUCGUGCUUCAUCAUACGACAGUCCCUCAAAGGGCCGGUCCUACGGGUACCCUCCACCUUCAUCGUCACCCCUACGACAGCCUUCACAAAGCGGUUCGGGCCAAAUGCUUCCGCCGCUCACUCCGGCAAUGAAGUUGAAGGCCCCCCCGAAGCCGCCACCCUCUGUGUCACCGAGCACAAAUUUGCGGUUGCAUCGGGAGAACAUACAAUCUUUGGUCGAGUCGCCUGUCCGACGUAUCAAUGCCUUGCUUCCCGAGAGUGAAAAUGUUCUGCAGAACACACCAGGCUUCGACAUCGACCAAUUACUCUAUGAUAUGGAGCGGAAGACGGACGACAAUACGGGCUUUGACAUUUUCGAGGACCAGCCGCCUUUCCCAUCCGUCUUUGCGCUGACACCUGGGGUCGCUUCUAACGGGUCUCCUGCCAAGCGGUCGGUGAGGAAGCAGCGGCUCGAACGCUCCCAAUCCACCAGCGUGUUGAAUGAUGCGACAGCGUCUGCUACGAAUGCCGCUACAUCCUUCCUCAAGCUCCCGAAUCAGCCAUCCAACUUGCUCCUCGACACGCCAAGCAAAGUCUUUGACGGUCUGCCGUCGUCGCCAAGCAAGCUCUUUCUGGAUCUGCAGUCGCCAAGCAAGAUGCCCAUGACCAACGACGAGAACCUGGAACCGUGGAAUUGCUUCGACCAGUUUCAGGCAGACUUCCUGGAGGAAAAUCUCUCUGGGUUUGAUAUGCUGGCUGGCUUUCAGAAGAUUGGUUCGAGCAACGGGCAGACGACCUCACGGAGUUCGAAGGCGGCCCAGAAGGCACCGCUUGGUCGUUCGCACACGACUGCUUUCUAAACCCUGGCUGUUCCACCUCUGGGAAAGCGAUGGUGCUUGCCAACCGAUUUCGCCUUUUCAUCUCGCGUCUUUCAUUCGGGUGUCCUACUCUGAUUUGCGGGCAUCGUCUUGGUCAUGGGUCCAUUUGGGGGAAUGCUGUUGCUCACGACUGUUACGAUUGACGACAACCACAUCACAACGGGUUAUUCUGUCGCUUCCUGCAUCCAGCGUCUUGGGCUUCGGUUAUCCAUGGGCCCGAAUUUUUUGUUUUUGUCUUCUCUACACUUUGUGUGUGUCUCAGCGAGUGGAUGGGGAUUGGCUUCGGCCCAGCGUAGGCGUCACGAGCAAAGCCGGUUGCAACUCCUGUCCCUCUUUGUCAACAAAGCCGCGGACGAGGUGCAACAGGUGAGGCC